AUGCCGGACGUCUAUUUCACUUUCGAAGACUCAGCUCCUUUCAUAAGUUACUCCUCAGACUGGAGACCUGGAAGCUCUGAUGACAAGCAACUUAGCAGGUACUCAGAGAGCUCAUUUAUGCUCACCAAUAAGGCGGGAGAAGCCAUGUCCUUUAAGUUCACUGGCUCAGAGGCUGCAAUAUACGGAGCAUUGAGAGGCAAUCAUGGGAGAUUCGAAGUUCAAGUAAACCAGAGCAUUCCAACGAGCCGCAGUGGGAGUGCUCAAGUGGAUGUCUUUCGAGACCCGCUUUUCCGGGAAGAGUUUCCUCAAGGCGAGCACAGUGUCAUCCUCAGAAACUUGGAGGAGGGAAAGUACUUGGAUGUGGACUUUGUCUCUCUGAAGAGCAGAUUGGGUGGAGAGGGAGGAAGCGUCGAGAUCGUGACCGUCCAGAACACUAUCACGGAAGGCGACCAUAAAUUUGUCUACUUCCCUCCUACCAACUGGGAGACAGUAGCGGGACCGAACAGCUACAUGGGCGGCAGUGGACACAUAACCUCUGCGUUUCAAUCUUCUGUGACUUUGAAAUUCAAGGGACAUGCCGUGGCACUGUAUGGACCCAGUGGAAGAGACUAUACCUCUAGGUAUAGUGUGAGCUUGGACGAUGGACCUCAAGAGUUCUUUUCUGCAAAACGCGAUUACCCAGUCGAGCGUCACCAGCAACUAAUGUACCUGGCGGCGGGGCUCGAUGGAGGCUCACAUGAGAUCAAGGUAUCCCUUGACUCUCCCGGAGAUACCCUUGCGAUAGACUAUGCCAACGUCUACAUCGCCAAAGGUGACAGUGGAUCCUCGAGCUUGUCAGGUUCGCGUUCCGCCAGUCCGGCCAUGGUAUUUGGAAUCACCUUUAGCAGUGGGAUUGCCUUCCUGCUUUUGGUGGCUUUGCUGUUCCUCUUCUUGCGGCGGCGAGGCUAUCUUCCCUUCUUUGGAAGAAACUCGGAUGUUCGGUCGCUCCGUCGCUCGCGCUCUCGGGUGUCAAUCGCGGGCGACUCAAAAUCGACUGUUUCAACCAUUUCAAGAGAUAUGUCAUUCACUGAAAUAUCCACUCAAUACGCUCCAUCCAGUUGGGGCCCGGCGUCUAGCUGGGGCACUCCGUCGAAUGCCCCGUCCUCGAAUUGGGCGCCUAGUUCUGCGCCGUCCUUUUCCUCGCGUGGAAAACGGUCGAAGCUCUCCGGUCGUAGGCCCAGUUUACAUCCGACACUACCUUCCAUUCAAGACAACGGAGCACGAACGAGCGUGUACUCUGACAUUGACUCCAAGACAGUGGAAAUCAAAGGACCUCCUAACCGUGAUAUCCCUGGAUCUUCUAAUAGUCUACAAGCGCCGUCAGCUGCCUAUACCCAAGCAUAG
Coprinopsis cinerea okayama7#130 is the source of this 1383-nucleotide messenger RNA. RefSeq lists its product as hypothetical. The record is from RefSeq and is a predicted model, not a curated record. The transcript is spliced from 7 exons. NCBI's taxonomy places the organism in Eukaryota, Fungi, Basidiomycota, Agaricomycetes, Agaricales, Psathyrellaceae. Bases 1 to 1383 code for a protein of 460 amino acids.